GCUUGAAGACACCAAUCCUCUUCAGGACAACUCCUGGCAGUUACCUGCAGUGUCCUCUCUGCGUUCUUCUCAUCUCAGCAUCCAUCCACCAUGUCGCUCUCUGUUCGUACGACAACCUCCACAGUUCCCAGGACUGUGACCUCCAAGUCCAUUAUCACCAAGACUCGGAGCAGUUCGGCGGCCUUUCCGCAAAAAGCCCACAGCGUGUAUGGGGGUAGUCUAGGAGGCAGCACCCGCAUCUCUACUUACAGAGUUGGAGGUGGUGGAGGAUAUGGUGGAGGAUACGGUUUUGGUGGAGGAUACGGAGGAGGAUACGGCGGAGGACAUGGUGGAGGAUUCAGCUCUGGAAUCAUGGUUGGAGGAGACAGUGACUUGAUCCAGCUGAAUGAGAAGGCCACCAUGCAGAACCUGAACGACCGUCUGGCGUCCUACCUGGAGAAGGUGCGGUCGCUGGAGGCUGCCAAUGCCACUUUGGAGAGGCAGAUCCGUGAGUACUAUGAGAAGAAAGGGCCAAUUGCACAGAGGGACUACAGCAACUACUGGAACACCAUCAAGGACCUGAAGGACAAGAUUAAAAAUGCUACCAUCAACAACGCCAACAUCCUCCUGCAGAUUGACAACUCUAAACUGGCUGCUGAUGACUUCAGGAUAAAAUAUGAGCAUGAGGUGGUGAUGCGGCAGUCUGUGGAGGCUGACAUCGCUAACCUGCGCCGCUUGCUGGACCAGACGACCCUGACAAAGGCUGACCUGGAGAUGCAGAUCGAGGGUCUGCAGGAUGAGCUGGCAUUUAUGAAGAAGAACCACCAGGAGGACUUGGCUGCACUGAGGGCACAGCUGACAGGCACAGUGAACGUAGAGGUCGAUGCUGCUCCUCAGCAAGAUCUGAACAAGGUUCUGGAGGAGAUUCGUUCUCAUUACGAGACCAUCAUUCAGAAACACCGCAGGGAACAGGAAGACUGGUUUAAAAACAAGACGGCAGGUUUGAACAAAGAAGUGGCCAUCAGCACAGAAACCAUACAAACCACUAAGACACAGGUCACAGAUCUACGACGCACCUUGCAGGGUCUGGAGAUCGAACUACAGUCUCAACUCAGCAUGAAAUCGGCACUGGAAAACUCACUGGCAGACACAGAAGCUAGGUACAGCGCUAUGCUAGCAGGCUACCAGAACCAAAUCAACAUGCUGGAAGCCGAGCUAAGUCAAGUGCGGGCUAGCAUUGAGCAACAGGGACGAGAAUACGCCUUGUUGUUGGACAUCAAGACUCGUCUGGAGCAGGAGAUCGCCACCUACAGGAGCCUCCUGGAAAAUCAAGACAUUAAGACUCAAGUACCAGGUUCAACUGUCACCGUCACCACAAGUGGAACAACAACAAUCCAGAAGACACAGCAUAACUUCUAAAUGCAGAAUGCACACUGCUUUAUGAGACAACAUCUGGACACACACAUAUAUUUGGUUUUGAAAGUUUACUGAAGUAAUAUUGAGAAAAAGUGCUACAAAAAAAAAAAAAAAA
Molecule: messenger RNA, 1510 nt
Organism: Carassius auratus (goldfish)
Lineage: Eukaryota; Metazoa; Chordata; Actinopteri; Cypriniformes; Cyprinidae
Product: keratin, type I cytoskeletal 19-like
Exons: 8
Coding region: 91-1398 (435 amino acids)
Cellular component (GO): cytoskeleton
Molecular function (GO): structural molecule activity
Source: RefSeq, a predicted model, not a curated record